AUGAGACAGCUGAAUGUUGGCACGGUACAGCAAAAUGUUGGCAUGAGACAGCUAAAUGUUGGCAUGAGACAGCUAAAUGUUGCUAAAUGUUGGUAUGGGACAGCAAAUGUUGGCAUGGGACAGCUAAAUGUUGGCAUGAGACAGCUGAAUGUUGGCAUGAGACAGCUAAAUGCUGGCAUGGGACAGCUAAAUGUUGGUAUGUGGCAACUCAAUGUUUACCUCUGGUAA
Messenger RNA from Candidula unifasciata, 228 nucleotides. The record is from the annotation of a GenBank genome assembly. NCBI's taxonomy places the organism in Eukaryota, Metazoa, Mollusca, Gastropoda, Stylommatophora, Geomitridae.